Messenger RNA from Octodon degus (degu), 1212 nucleotides. RefSeq names its product TSC22 domain family protein 1-like. The transcript has a single exon. The coding region runs from base 85 to 519 and encodes 144 amino acids. NCBI's taxonomy places the organism in Eukaryota, Metazoa, Chordata, Mammalia, Rodentia, Octodontidae. Gene Ontology annotation, biological process: regulation of transcription by RNA polymerase II. The record is from RefSeq and is a predicted model, not a curated record.
AGCCAGAAGAUUUUAUCUAGCUCAAACAAGGCUGCCGGUGCCCUUUUUUUCUUUCCCACGAGGGUGUUUUUUGGCAGCAAUUGCAUGAAAUCCCAAUGGUGUAGACCAGUGGCGAUGGAUCUAGGAGUUUACCAACUGAGACAUUUUUCAAUUUCUUUCUUGUCAUCUUUGCUGGGGACUGAAAACGCUUCUGUGAGACUUGACAAUAGCUCCUCUGGUGCAAGUGUGGUCGCUAUCGACAACAAAAUCCAGCAAGCUAUGGAUCUGGUGAAGAGCCAUUUGAUGUAUGCAGUUAGAGAGGAGGUGGAGGUCCUUAAAGAGCAAAUCAAAGAACUAAUAGAGAAAAAUUCCCAGUUGGAACAGGAAAACAAUCUGCUGAAGACAUUGGCUAGUCCGGAGCAGCUCGCCCAGUUUCAGGCCCAGCUGCAGACUGGCUCCCUGCCUGCCACCACGCAGCCACAGGGGAGCACACAGCCCCCUGCCCAGCCUGCGUCCCAGGGCUCAGGACCAACGGCAUAGGCAGAUGUAUCCCCAUGGAACUGGCUGCUGCUAUCUGAUCUGAACAGAGGAGAAGAUGUACUAGGGAGAAUCCACGCCCACAGUCACCCAUUUCAUUGCUUGCUGCAAAAGAGAAGUGAGACUGACACAUGCCAUUAUCUCGUUUCCAGUAUUAAGCACUCUUAAGCUUUUGGGUUGAAGAAACUUAGCUGGGUGAAUUAAAGGUUAAUCAGAGAAUUAGCUUGGAUGUGCCCUGUGCGGCUUGGCAGAUACUGGAGGAAUGGCUUCACUGCUGAGAGCCGAGUGCCUUUCUUCCAUUCCUUCCCUGCUGUCCACCCCACUUCCGAGAGUGUCCUCUCCCGCUUGCACAUAGUUUACCGCAUGGGGUCAGGAAGCAGGGGAGCUCCUCACUGGACUCUGCUCUCUCCUCUCCUCCCAAGAUGAAGAACUUCUAAGGGAGGCAAGAGACAAGACAAAUGAGGGGAAUGCAGUUUAUUAUACGGAUUGAUGACUGUCACCCAAAUACAUUUUAAAAAAGUACUGUGCCUCUUUGUGAAACAGCAGAUGACACAAAACAUUAGUGGGAAAUUGAUGACAGAUAGCUGGAAUCUAGGCUAUCUUACUAUGAAGGUUGUUUUGCUUAUUGUAUAUUUGUGUACGUAGUGUAACUAUUUUGUACAAUAGAGGACUGUAACUACCAUUUAGGUUGUACAG